UUCAGACAAACAUAUUCAAGAACAACAACAAAAUCUCACAUUUUGGCAAAGUAGAGUUAAUAGUUCUCUCAGCUAUUUGGCUGCCCCAUUUGCCUGUUGGCAUUGUGCUCAAUGGGGCUUCAGUCACUUUGUGGCAGAGUCCUUUUGGGAUUCUCUGUCUCUUUAUUGCUGUUUGCUGUGACUUUCUGCUAUGCUGAUGACAAGACAAUCCAGGUUGUUGGAAUUGGGGAAUGUGCUGAUUGCAAAGAGAGUAACAUAAAGACCACUCAUGCCUUUUCAGGGCUUCGUGUAACCAUCGACUGCAAGGUUGAAAAUGGAGAAAUCAAAACAAGGGGAGAAGGAAAACUUGACAAAGAUGGCAAGUUGGUGGUGUCACUUCCACAAGAGAUGGUAAAAGACGGCAAAUUAAAAGAAGAUUGCUAUGCCCAGCUCCAUAGUGCAUAUGCUGCACCAUGUCCAGCACACAAUGGCAUAGACAGGUCCAAGAUUGUCGUCAUCAAAUCUGAAAAUGAUGAGAAGCAUACAUUAAAAGCAGCUGGAAAUCUUAAGUUCUCUACAGCUUUGUGCACUUCUGCUUUCUUAUGGCCACACUACAAGUAUCCACCAUUGCCAAAGUUGCCACCUUUCCCCAAGAUUCACUCUUGGAAAAAGAAACAUUACCCUAAGAUGUAUUUACCUCUACCUCCUAUUCAUAAGAAACCUUUCCCUCCCAUUUAUAAGAAGCCACUUCCACCUCCAAUUCUUAUCUACAAACCAAAACCAAAACCAACGCCACCAGUAUUUAAACCACCUACAGUUCCUAUUUACAAGCCCAAACCAAAGCCACUUCCACCUCCAAAACCAAUCUACAAACCAGUAAAGCCUCUGCCUCCACCUGUUCCAAUAUACAAACCAAUCCCACCAUUCUAUAAAAAACCACGUCCACCCCUAUUUCCUAAAGUCCAUAUUCAUCCUAAGAUUCCUCCAAAGUACUUCCACCACCCAUUGUUCCCACCUCUGCCACCUUCUAUUCCUCACCCAUAGGAGGGUGGCUUUAAAAUAUUUCCUCUUAAGUGAGCUGGCAUUAACGGAUUCAAGAUUUUAAAGGUAGUAGGUGCACCACUUAAUAUAUAUGCUUAUUUUCAAAUUGUUCAAUAAUUUCUACAUAAGUAUUCGAGUUCGAAACAGCAAUCGCAUGCGGCAUGUGCACCAUGCAUAUGAGUGCAUGUAGGGUUGUACCACUUUCAUGUUGAAAUAUUAAAAUAGUUAAGUGACUAUACUCUAACUUUA
Messenger RNA from Nicotiana attenuata, 1269 nucleotides. Its product is annotated as proline-rich protein 4-like. NCBI's taxonomy places the organism in Eukaryota, Viridiplantae, Streptophyta, Magnoliopsida, Solanales, Solanaceae. The record is from RefSeq and is a predicted model, not a curated record. The transcript has 2 exons. The coding region runs from base 112 to 1023 and encodes 303 amino acids.